Messenger RNA from Sinocyclocheilus anshuiensis, 1019 nucleotides. RefSeq names its product nuclear factor 7, brain-like. The record is from RefSeq and is a predicted model, not a curated record. The transcript has 6 exons. Lineage: Eukaryota; Metazoa; Chordata; Actinopteri; Cypriniformes; Cyprinidae. The coding region runs from base 111 to 1019 and encodes 302 amino acids. Gene Ontology annotation, molecular function: protein binding.
CCAACACAGAAAUCACGCGUGCAGUCCUAUCAGUGAGAUCGCGGAGGAACGUAAGAAAGUUUUUCGAAGUGAACUUGAUCUCUUGACUAGAAAAAUGAAAAUUCUAGAACAUGCCAAAUUUGAAUGCAGUCACCAGGCUGAGCACAUAUGUCACCAGGUCUGUCACACAGAGAACUCCAUCAAAAAGGACUUUUAAGCAUCUUCACCAGCUUUUAUAUGAUGAAGAAAAAGCCAUGCUUGCUGCACUGAGGAAGGAAAAGAACCAGAAAACACAGCUCAUGAAAAGCAAAAUGGAAAAGAUUAAUGAAGAAUUAUUUUCUCUGCCAAAAACUAUCAAAGAACUGAGAGGUAAAUUGGAUAGUGGGGACGUCCAGUUUCUUCAGAGCUUCAAGGACAUGUUGGAGAGAGCCCAGAACAUGAACCAAGAAACAGAAACAGUUCGAGGAGGGCUUAUUGAUACCGCACAAUACCUGGGCAAUUUGAAGUUCACAGUGUGGUCGAAAAUAAGAGAGGCUAUCAGUUACACUCCUGUGGUGCUCGACCCAAACACUGCUAACUCUCAGCUUAUACUCUCUGAAGAUCUGACAUGUGUGAGGGACCAAGAUGAGCAAGAAGAGGAAGACAUAGUUGGAGUGCAGCUUCCUGAUAACCCGGAGAGGUUUGAUAGGUGUCCCUGUGUUCUGGGCUCUGUGGGCUAUUCCUCAGGGAUACACAUAUGGGAUGUGGAUGUGGGAGACAGCACUUUCUGGAUUCUGGGUGUCACUACAGAGUCAGCCAAGAGAAAAGGAACCAACAGCUUGCCCAGUGAGGUCUGGUGCAUCGGCUAUGACAGCAACACACUCAGUUUGAAGGCUCCUCGGGAGUCAUGCACCUCUCUCAUUUGGUGUGAGAAACCAAAGCAAGUGAGAGUGAAACUCGAUUUAGAUGAAGGACAGAUUUCAUUUUCAGAUCCUCGGCAAAACACACUAUCACACAUUCACAACCAGAUACACAGAGAAGUUCUUUCCAUUCUUCUUUAG